UGUUCAUCCGCCUGGCGGAAGCCCUGAGUUCCGACCAACCAGCAACCACACACGUUGACAUGCAAAUGAACACAGCCGGUACAGUCACCCUGCUGAUCAAUUCACUCCACUGCGGAAAAACCCAGCCCUCCGAGUUCCAUGGGGGGCUUUACGAGCUCCAUGGGGGGCUUUAAAGGCGUGCAAGUACCAGGUGGUGGAAGCGAAGGCUACCACGUCCUCAAAGUAAAGCGCUCAGAGCCCAGCCAGAGGUGAGAGGGAUUGGGUGGAGCAAACCAUUUUUGAGGCAAUAGGUGCAGCAGAAUUCUCCAGGUUAUUGUGCAGGACUGGAGCCAUUCUUUGAUUUCAUCAUCGCAAUAUGUGAUACCAGACUAGUUAGUUAAACCGAGCAAAGAGAACGACACCCUCCAAGAUGCACUGGAGAGGAACAUGGACAAACCCACCAAACUGAUGUUGUACAGUACCAGGACGCUGGACGUGAGGGAGACUGUGAUCGUACCCAGCAGCAUGUGGGGCGGACCAGGGCUUCUGGGGAUCAGCAUCCGCUUCUCCAACUUUCAAGGAGCCAGAGAAAAUGUUUGGCAUGUCUUGGAAGUGGAGGCAAACUCUCCUGCAGCCCUGGCUGGCCUCAGAGCCUAUACUGACUACAUUAUAGGAGCUGAAACUUUCAUGGACAAGAAUGAAAAUCUUUUCAAACUCAUCAAUAGCCACGAAGGGAGACUGCUCAAGUUCUACAUCUACAACACAGACACAGUCGAGUGCCGUGAGGUGUAUGUCAGGCCAAAUUGUAACUGGGGGGGAGCGGGCAGUCUAGGCUGUGGGAUUGGGUAUGGUUACCUGCACAGGGUACCCACCACACCUUCCACCAAGGACAAGAUUCGUUUUCCUACACCAGAUGAAAAUUUCUCGGAGGUUUGUCUCACUGCAGUCAUUCCAACCAUUCCAGUGUGUAUUUCGACUGUAUUAGAACAGACAAACACAGCUUUUGACCUCACCAGUGUUCGAACAGAUGCACCAGUAAGCACGACAGACCCUGUGACAUCCCCACAAUGUGUUCAAACGUCAGUCGAUCCUGCUGCCACACAAGAGGUUCACCCUUCAAAGCAGUCCUUCACAGUCUCCGCUUCCACUCUGCCUUCAUCGGAACAUUCCCUCCCAACCUCUUGCGCAAACGCUGCUGUCACACAGGAUGAAGCAUCUCCCUCUACUGUUGUCCAAAUGAUCGGUUCACUGAGCCAAACUCCAUCAUCGGUAAUCAGCUCUGACUCUAUAAAUACUGUGUCUGCAGACUCAUCUUUGCACAUACAAACUGUGUGAGGAUCAGAUUGUUGGAACUUGCAGGUUCAAACUAUUGAUGCUUGGAGGGUUUUGUGGAUUUCAAAAUAAAAUGGUUAAACUAUAUAUACAGUACUCAAUUUCGAUGUGCUAUAAACAAUUGUGGCGGCACGGUGACCGACUGGUUAGAGCAUCAGCCUCACAGUUCUGAGGACCCGGGUUCAAUCCCCGGCCCCGCCUGUGUGGAGUUUGCAUGUUCUCCCUGUGCCUACAUGGGUUAUGGGUACUCCGGUUUCCUCCCACAUCCCCAAAACAUGCAUUAAUUGGAGACUCUAAAUUGCCUGUAGGCGUGACUGUGAGUGCGAAUGGUUGUUUGUUUGUAUGUGCCCUGCGAUUGCCUGGCAACCAGUUCAGGGUGUACCCCGCCUCCUGCCCGAUGAUAGCUGGGAUAGGCUCCAGCACGCCCGUGACCCUAGUGAGGAGAAGCGGUUCAGAAAAAGGAUGGAUGGAUAUAAACAAUUGUAAAAUGAUACAUUUUUGUCUGGAUUAAACAUUUAUAUACA
This is a messenger RNA of Phyllopteryx taeniolatus (common seadragon), 1835 nucleotides long. Its product is annotated as Golgi reassembly-stacking protein 2-like. NCBI's taxonomy places the organism in Eukaryota, Metazoa, Chordata, Actinopteri, Syngnathiformes, Syngnathidae. Gene Ontology annotation, molecular function: protein binding. The transcript is spliced from 10 exons. Gene Ontology annotation, cellular component: Golgi apparatus. The coding region runs from base 427 to 1314 and encodes 295 amino acids. The record is from RefSeq and is a predicted model, not a curated record. Gene Ontology annotation, biological process: Golgi organization.